Messenger RNA from Xyrauchen texanus (razorback sucker), 2394 nucleotides. RefSeq names its product serine protease 23-like. The transcript is spliced from 2 exons. The record is from RefSeq and is a predicted model, not a curated record. NCBI's taxonomy places the organism in Eukaryota, Metazoa, Chordata, Actinopteri, Cypriniformes, Catostomidae. Gene Ontology annotation, biological process: proteolysis. Bases 819 to 1973 code for a protein of 384 amino acids. Gene Ontology annotation, molecular function: serine-type endopeptidase activity.
GACAUGGAACCAGCGGCACUAGGGCCAGGAGGAGAGGGGAAACAUUUCGCCUCAGUUAUUGAGCUUGAGCGACCUCAGUUUUGUACUCAGGCAAUUCAACGGAGGACAAGGAUGCAGUGUCAUUUAUUGAAAUAAGGACUCUUAAAAAAGGCAAGCGUGUAGAGUUUGUAUAGGUUAUUUCGUCGACCUGUCACGCACUGUUAAGCACAGACGACCUCGGAGAGUUGAGAGUAAACAUGGAGACACGGAUACCCGGUGAACUUCGAGAAGAGGAAACUCUGAUUUGGAUUUAAACAAACCUUCAAGUUAGUUAAGUAUACUCCUCAGACUUAUUAGCUCUGAAACAGUUUUUUUCACAGAGAGGCGUGCGUAAAAGCUGUGGCGCAUGGGUCAAAAAGUGGUGCUCAUGAAUGCUUAUUAUAUUAAAUCGGUUGUAUGAGGAUGUUUCCAACCAUUACAAGCUACAAAAACCCCAAUUCGGAAUAGAGGUUCUUGCAUUACUAACAUUCUUCUUUAUGACACUAUAUCCCCUAGUUGCCAUUUGCGCAAGUACACAGGCCAAUUGGUUUGUACAGACGCAAUGGGAAAGCAGGGGUCGGUAAACACUGUUUGUUUUCUUUGACUUUAACAACAACGCAAGGCGUGGGCAGGGUUGGUUGGACAUUUAUUCAUGACGUGAGAGACACAAAAAGACGAGGUUGGGGGUUUUCAGGACAAAGGGAUGUUCUUGGAAACAGGUUGCGCGCAGGGAAUUCCACAGGUGUCACACAGGGGUGUCCACGAAUUGCGCAGAUGAUAAGGUUGCAUACAUCUCAGCCAUGGUGCCUAACUGGAGAUUGAUUCUGGCCCAUCCUUGCUGUAUUAGCCUGCUUUUCUUACUACUUCUGCCCAGCUCGGUUUCAGUGAGAGAACCUCGCCACCAGCCCCAUGCACACCUCCCCUCACUGAUACCUCAUGCCACUCUUCCACUAUCCCGUUCCCGCUUUAGUGCCAAAGCUCAGCUGGACCUCACCACUCACUGCAAUGAAAGCUGCUACCACAAAGGAGAAGACACAGAUAAAUUACACUUAACUGAGCAGCUAGCUUAUGAAACUCUUUAUGCAGAUGGCUACCGUACUUUAACCACUGUUGAUUUUGAUGAAAAUGACAAUGCUGUUGAUGCUGAACCUCAUUUCAGGUGGCCCAAAGUAGCACCCUCCAGACAUAAGCGUCUCAAACGGCAGAUUUAUGGUACUGAUGGCCGCUUUAAUAUUCGUGGUGACCAGUUCUUGCUGGACUACCCAUUCUCAACAGCUGUUCGUAUUUCCACUGGUUGCACUGGAGUUCUGGUGUCUCAGCAACAUGUUCUGACUGCAGCGCACUGUGUACAUGAUGGGAAAGACUAUGUCAAAGGAGCAAGGAAACUCAGAGUAGGCUUUCUACUCCCUCCUUCUGUUAACAACACAAAGCCUGGCCAGGCUCUUAUAAAGAAACCAUUGGUGCGCUGGGUGAGAGUAAAACGGACCAGGGUACCUAAAGGUUGGAUCCAAGGUCCCCAAGAGGUUAGCAUGGAUUUUGACUAUGCACUUCUAGAGUUGCGCUGGCCACACCGGCGCCCUUUCAUGCGACUGGCUGUGGCACCCACCUCAGAUCAUUUAUCUGGUAAACGCAUCCACUUCUCUGGAUUUGACAGUGACCGGCCUGGGGAAUUGGUGUACCGCUUCUGUCCAGUGGAGGAUGAGUCCAACGAUCUGAUCUACCAGCAUUGUGAUGCCCGCCCAGGGGCGAGUGGCUCUGGGGUUUAUGGACGCGUGUGGGACAAUACUUUAGAGCGCUGGGAGCGUAAGGUCAUUGGCAUCUUCUCUGGACACCAGUGGCUUGAAAUCAAUGGUGAGAAUCGGGACUACAAUGUGGCGGUUCGAUUUACUCCACUAAAGUUUGCUCAGAUCUGUUACUGGGUUCAUGGAAAUAAGGUGGACUGCAGUCAAGACUGAAUACAUGAAGAUGAAGAGGGAGAAGAUGCAGUAGAAUGCAAGAACUGUAAAUCAAUGGACAAAAUGUGACAUGCCUGAUAUUGGAACCUGCACUUUUUUUAGUCAGUCCUGAAUUUGAGAUGAUUGUUGGUAGAACACUACCUACAGGCUUUGAUCACUCUUUAUUUCAUUUGGGUUAAGAAUUAGGGCUGGAACUUUAUUCAACCACUAUCUUUACUUUUUGCUUGGCUUAAUACCACACAGAGCUAUAGACUCCAGGACAACAUGCUAAAUUUAUCUUAGGUCUUUGCCAAUGUCAAAUAGAAAUGAAAUUAGGCUAUACAUUUUCAUUUAGAUUAAUAUAAAGGCUUAGAGAAUGGUUGUGGGGUUAACAUUGAAAAAACAAUUUAUUUUAAUAAACUAAAAUAUGUCUGUUGUGUUU